Fraxinus pennsylvanica is the source of this 1161-nucleotide messenger RNA. Lineage: Eukaryota; Viridiplantae; Streptophyta; Magnoliopsida; Lamiales; Oleaceae. The record is from the annotation of a GenBank genome assembly.
AUGGGGUGUUCAGCUUCUUGUCCCAGUAAUUUCAUCGCUGAACAGAAAAAUCCCAACUCUAAUUCUUCUUAUUCACAUUCAAAUUCCCAGUUGCAGUCUCCAUUUUCAGACCAUUGUUCAACUCCUGUUUCAAGAACUCUCUCUCUCCCUAGCCCUCUGGUUCACCACCCACCUCUGUGUAAAGGGGAUUCUAAUCAUUUUGUUUCCUUGACCUCCACCACUUAUGGUUCCCUUGUACUCGUUGAACCAUCAAAUCCCAAUUUCAGUGGCCAAGAUUUCGACAAUUUGAUGCCCCAUUUGGAAAAAAGUCAAAUUUUUGGCAAUUCUGAGGAUCCUUUGUCUCCAGACUCUGUUAUCAAUACUUGGGAGCUCAUGGAAGGGCUUGAUGAUUAUGAAUUCAAUUUCCACCUCAUUGACUACCCCAAGAAGGCCAAUAGAAAAGAUCUUGAUUCUAGUGAGCUAGUGAAAUCCUAUGAAUUUGUAGAGCAUGCCGAUUCCAAGCCGUUGUGGAAGCAUUUGUCUGAGGAAUCGUUGCUAGCAAAAAUGGAUCCCAAUGUGGUCUCAAGUUAUCGAAAGGCAUUGUUUGCUAGGCAACAUGGAUAUGAAAUGACCAAAGAUAUCUCAAAAGCCGAAAAGAUGGAGUCUUUGGAAUCGAAUAAUGUGAGUUCUUCAGUGUCAACUGAUAAUGAGUUGUAUUAUUUAUCUGGUGCUGAGGAUCGAAUUAUAUUGUAUUACACUAGUUUGAGGGGGAUUAGGAAGACUUAUGAGAAUUGUUGUGCCAUUAGGGGGAUUUUCAGGGGAUAUAAAGUGUGCGUGGAUGAGAGGGAUAUUUCUAUGGACUCGUCAUAUAGAAAGGAGCUGCAAGAGGUCUUGAAAGACAACCCUGUGAGCUUGCCACAAGUGUUCAUUAGGGGGAAAUACAUUGGUGGAGCAGAGGAGAUUAAUCAGCUUAAUGAGGCUGGAGAGUUGGCUAAGCUUUUGAAAGGUUUUCGGCUUAUGGAUUUGGUGUUUGUGUGUGAGAUUUGUGGGGAUGCAAGGUUUGUGCCAUGCUCAAAUUGCAAUGGAAGUCGGAAAAUUUAUGAAGAAGACGAAGGGAGAAUGAGAAGGUGCCCUGAUUGCAACGAGAAUGGAUUGAUACGGUGCUCUGGUUGUUUCCCUUGA